Capronia epimyces CBS 606.96 is the source of this 900-nucleotide messenger RNA. RefSeq lists its product as uncharacterized. Lineage: Eukaryota; Fungi; Ascomycota; Eurotiomycetes; Chaetothyriales; Herpotrichiellaceae. The record is from RefSeq and is a predicted model, not a curated record. The transcript has a single exon. Bases 1 to 900 code for a protein of 299 amino acids.
AUGCCCACCUUCUUCCCAGGCGUGCAGAAAGUUACAAGAAGUCGACGUAGCAGCCCGACUCCGACAUACAGAGCGCAGCACUCAGACAAGCCGCCGUCGAGCACUCGAGGAAGAAAGACACCAAGCAGCGCAAAGUCAUUGUCUGAUUAUCGGCGCGACGGCUUGUAUUCUCUACGCGACUCAGACGCCAUACCGACAGCUCCAGAGGACGAGGACCUCUUUGGACACUAUAGCGAGCCAGCAAUGUCACCAAAAGACUCAGGCCUAGACAUGCCCCGACAUGGAAGUAAGCCGGAUCGUCGAGCUGAGCGCCUCCCUCCAGAAUCCGCUACAGGCCCGUCGGCCGACAAACAUCGCUCGCCCACAAGCCUCCCACAAAGCCCCAUUGUCCCGAUCUACGAGUAUUGCUUCCUUCUUCGAAAGCAUGGCGCCACCGUGAGAUUCACAUCGAGUAGCGCAGCCACUGUGCUGGGCCAAUCCACCUUCAGGAAAGCAUCCAUCAGCCCAAUAGAGAAUACCGGCGUCGGCGUCGGCGUCGACAUUUACAACCCAACGGCCCGUGAGAUCAGGUUGCUCGACCACGCUUUGUCCAUGGUACUAUACCAUGGCGGCGAUGUCGACCUUCCCCCCUUGACUGGCGAACAACCCUCCUCCCAUAUGGGCAGGUGCAGCUAUUGCUUCGCCUCGUUCUCUUCACAGCGCGAGAGAGAGGCGCAUUUCAACGGCGGACACAAUCUAUGCUCCCACUGUCAAGAUAAAUUUGACUGCCAAGGCAGGCUGGACGACCAUCUGCGAGAGUUCCACAAGAUUGCCAGUCCCGACAGGUCCAACUUUGACUUUUACGACACUCGCUCCGAAAGUGCCUGGAGGAGUUCGCUCGAUGACAAGCGCGGAAUUUGA